Messenger RNA from Plectropomus leopardus (leopard coralgrouper), 594 nucleotides. Lineage: Eukaryota; Metazoa; Chordata; Actinopteri; Perciformes; Serranidae. The record is from RefSeq and is a predicted model, not a curated record.
GCUAAGCUGCGGCUUGAGAUGGAGAUGGAGAGGCAGAGGCAGACCCACUCGAAAGAAAUCGAGAGUAAGGAUGAGGAGGUAGACGAGAUCAGGCAUUCCUGCAGUAAGAAGCUGAAACAGAUGGAGGUGCAGCUGGAGGAGGAGUAUGAAGACAAGCAGAAAGUGCUGCGUGAGAGGCGAGAGCUGGAGUCCAAACUGCUCAACGCCCAGGACCAGGUGAGUCAGAGGGAUGUGGAGACGGAGAAGAGGCUGAAGAAAGACCUGAAGAGAACCAAAGUCCUGCUGGCUGAUGCACAGAUUAUGCUGGACCACCUGAAGAGUAACGCCCCCAGCAAGAGGGAGAUCGCUCAACUCAAAAAUCAACUGGAGGAGUCAGAGUUCACUUCCGCAGCAGCAGUCAAGGCUCGGAAGAGCAUGGAGAUUGAAAUAGAGGACUUGCAUAUUCAAAUGGAGGAUGUGGUCAAAACUAAGCUGUCGUUAGAGGAGCAGGUCAGCCGUCUGCAGAGAGAGAAGAAUGACCUGCAGUCUCGUAUGGAGGAGGAUCAGGAGGACAUGAAUGAGCUGAUGAAGAAACACAAAGCUGCUGUUGCCCAG